AUGGUAGGCUGAUCCGUAGCCGGGUUUGGAGUCUUCUGGGAGUCAAAGUAGUGUGGCGCGUGCCAGUUGCCUGCACUGCGCAACAAGUGGGAAAGCCACCGCAGUGAUCCGAGCGAGGGUGCUGUGUUGUGGGAAAGCUAGCCGGUUUCUCUUCGCCCCACUGGAAGCCAGGAACGGCUCCUCCCAACCCUCCCCGCCUCCCACUCUGAGACGAGAGCCCCACCAAAAGACCAACUCAUCCCCACUCCCCCAUCCCCGGCUUAGCCGAGCGCUGUUAAGCCUGCCCUUGGCCUCCAGGACCCCUUUUCUACGUGGGAAUCAGUUUAUUCCCUACUGUUUUGCUGGUCGACCAGUGUUUGGUAGAAAGCUCUGGUAAUGCCGUUGACUGCCUUCUGCUUUUUGAAGACAUGUGCACCCUUUCUUUCUCUUCCCAAUACAUUCAGCCUUUCGGGCUGGAAGAAUCAAGGUAUACUACAUGAACGCAGCUCCAGAUACCGCGUUUUGGUUGCUAGAGGCCUGAGCAUCGGGAAGAAGGAAUUACAUCUAGUAAAUUCAGUGUUUUCCAGCUUUGCCCUAUGGAGGCACCCCCCCUUCCCUUAAGAGACAACAACAGCAAAAAGGUGGGGGGCAGUCGGGUGUGGAAGGCUGUGGCCGCGCGGCGAUUUUCGCACGGACUGAGUCCGCCACCUAGUGGUGGGUCCUGGCUGAGUUCCCCGCCUAGGGCAGUGGACCGACCGCGUCACCUACGGGUCCCCAAGUAUCCCAACCAGGUGCUAGGACUGACAGAGGGGAGGGUACCCUCCAAUGAGGAUGACACCCAACCUCCAAAGUUUUGGUACGAUGGAUGAAAAUUAGAAAGCCUAAGGAUGCUUGCUCCAUUCACAGCCACUCAGCGACGGGCAUCUGUCUCCGCUAAGAGAACCGAAAAGUACCCGAUUCUGAAAACACGAUUUCCCAGUCUCUGUGGCCUCUCCCCCGGAAAAGUCAAUACUGGAGGGAUGCCACAGGGGCUCUAGGACAUAUAUCGCUUUACAGUUGAGGAAACAGGCCUGAUGAGAGGGUUAAUGGCGAGUUAGUGACCUAACCGGAACCAGAUUUUAAGCUUCUGAAUUCCAGGUCAGUGACUUAAAGUCAAAGGCGAGUUUAUCUCCGCCCCUUUGAGUUAUCUAAGAGAAAGGAGCAGAAGUCAGAGGGAGCCAUGAUUUUAACCUCUUAGGUAACCAUUGUUGGAAAGGGUUCCCCAGCUGUCCCCGAGGAAUUUGUUUAGAAAGCAUGGCCCAAGAUUUUCAGUCACAGACAUGAAAAGCCUACGGUAGUGCUCAGGGGUGGGAGUCUUAUUUCUUGGGAGGGGGCUGUGCGUUGUGUUAGGGCGUGAUUAAAGCCCAGUCCCUAGACUUGCAGAGAUGCACCUCGCUGCUCCCGAGGCUCACAUUUGGAUCCUGAAAUAGCUCUCUUCCCCUUCUUUCCAAACUUUGUUUAGUGGCUUGGCGAGAAAUCAGUUGUGUGUGUGUGGGUCCUAUGGACCGGCAGAGUGAAAUCCACAACAGCUUCUCAGCAAAGUUUUCUUUCUCGGAGCUCAAAUUUUAAGAUGGCAAACGCGCGACCGAGUGCUGGCGGCCCCUAGCGACCGCAGGAGCGCACACCCGCGGGAGAAGCCGUUGUUUCCACCGCCCUGGUCCGCCGGAAUCGAGUUCCGCCUCUCCCGCUGCGGGAGCUGUUGGAGGCCGCGUCGGAGAAACGCGCCUCUGUUCGGGUUGGAAACGAAUCUGGGGACGGGUUUGAAGAGCGGUCAAGUUUGACUCAUCGCUUUCCAAGGACAGUUAGUGCCUUCCAUCUUCAUUAACGUGAAUAAAGACCUUGGCUGACUUCUGUCCAGAUCGGAUUUUUAAAGGCAUUGUUUGUCUGGGGAGAUCAUGCCUCCCCCCUCUCCCGCCAGACUUUUUGCAAAGGCCGAGUCCGGUCCAGCCAGGAUGGCCAAAAUAUCUUUGCUCGUGGUCGGCUGGCAUCGACUGCCGGCCCUUUCUGGAAGGCUGUCACGAGCUGGGCGCCUGGGGAGCGUCCUUUCUGCAGCUCCUCUUCAGAUCUUGAUGAUAAAACACAUCCCUCUAUUUUAUUGCAUUUCCUAGAAGCUUGCAGGCUUGCAAGAGCGCUGUUGGCAGGAAGUGUGAUAGAAAUGAAAGUCAGGACAUAAUGUCCCUGAACACCUCCUCGGUCACCCAAAGCGACUGCCAAGGCCACCGCGUUAUCAAAUUCACUUUCAUCUACUGUCUUCCUACCCUCCCGCCCCCCAGCCAAGAGUGCGAGGAGUGUUUCUCCCCCCAAACAAAAACAACUCGGCGGUUUGACCCUACCCCGCCACCUCCAGAUCACCAUGGCUAGACCCGAGCAGCUCAUUAGCUGAGACGCUGCGGAGAAAGGGAGCGCUCCGAAAGGAGCCCUGAUGCUGGUUCCACUGCGGCAGCUCCAACCUUAUUAAGAUCCCCCGUCCCUGCCCCUAAAGAGUGCUCCGCACUUCCAGAUUCUCCUUUGGAUUUCUCAACGAGUUAUUGGAGUUAUUAGAUGACCAAUAAUCCAAAACCCGAACGGGAUAUUGAAGGGGGAAGGGCGGAAGGCAUUCUCCAAAUCGGGAGACUGUGUCUAAACUAGGUCAAUGGGAAGGAGGGGCGGGGCGACAAGGAGUUGUCGGUUUUAAGCCUUGAUGGAGGGCUCCCUCUAGUGUUAGGCAGCGGUAAAACAUGAUUAGGUUUGAGCUAGUCCUGGAACCACUGGCCUCCUAAUUUCCAAUAAAUGCAUUUACUUAAUUUUAGCUUCCCUUCCUAGAUUCUCAUCCCAUCCCAUAUUAAAUUUCAGCCUUCGCUUUCACCUUUAUCCCACCGGGCGAAGGGAUGAGAAAGUGGGAUUUUAUGAAGCCAGAGAGGCCCAGUCUUUACUGACCCCGCCUCCGCUGCUGAUGUGAUGCGCGGCGCACUGUGACGCUACCCGCCAGUUUUAGGAGUGGACUGCGGCCUUACAGGUUGCAUCUUUCGCGCCCCCUACUCCCCACCUCCCGGCCCCCAAAAGUGCCCCUCGGAGCCCGAUACUGAGACCGAUUAGGCGAUGGCGCCCAGGGAUUAUAAUUCCGAGAAAGGCCACGGGAAGGCGAGGCAACCUUGGAGCGCGCCCGUGAACGCGAUAGGGUUUGCGCCCAGGGCCCUGCCGAAUCCCGACCUUUUCUCUAUGGUUUCGGAGAAAUCGGAUUCGGAAAUUCCGAAAUCUGGCCAGGUUCGGCCUGACAGCUCCUAUUCUAAAGAUCUUAGGCGGAAACCGAGCCGAGCUGGGUUCGCCUUCUUGCCAACGUAGGCGGAAGGGGCUUUCGGUUUAGUUUUCCUCCAACUCGGCUGGGGAGCGCUGGAUGGAGACCCUCAGUCCUCGGGAUUCCAUCUUUUUUACCUUGAGGCCUCGCCUAACCACUCCCUUUAAAACAGGGGGAGGGGCGGGGGGGCAAGCAAAAUGAGAGAAAGAAAGAUAAAAAAAGACACACCAGGCAAACAAACACCGGAAUUCGGCAACUUGAAGUCAUGAAAUAAGCCGGGGAUUGGACGCGAAAUCCUGGGUUCUAGACCAGCUGUGCCUGACUUUCCCUAUUUAUAAAAUUGUUAUGGGGAAAGGGUUGAACUAGGUGAACUGUAGGAGUUCUGGACCGGGAGCGGACGAGGUAUUUAGGGGAAAGUGUGCCGUAUUCCUCGCGAGCCUCCUCCCCGGGCGCCCACCCCCUCCGCCAACCUCGCCGGGUGAAUCCCCGGCGGCCCGCGCGGCGCAGGCUGCGAUCCUGGCGGCCGUCCGGGCCGGCAGCUUCCUGGAAAGUUACUUCUCGUUGGAGCCGGCGAUAGGCAGAGAGUGUUCUUUGAAAUCCGCUGAGUUGAGAUCGACUACGUUCCGGGAAUGAGAGGGUUGUGCCAUUCCCCUCACUGCCCCCUGCCUUGACGGCGUAACAGGAAAAAAAAAGAGAAAGAAAAAAGGCACACAUAAUGUUCGUUACCGAGGUGCACGAAAAGUUUUUUUUGAAUGUAACCAAAUUAAGGGCUGCCACCGGGGUACCGCCGGGCCUCCGCCGCGCCUGCGGGGGCUUCGAGGUGGACGGGCCGCGGUGCGGGCAGCACGCCCGGGGGUGGGCGGUCCCUGGCAGACAGGUACGGUGUGAUGGGGGUGGGCGAAUCUGCGGAUCUGCGCGGGCUUGCCCUGGCCGCACGGCUCGAUUUUGUGCCCUUGUGUGUGAGCAAGAGACGGGGGCUGCCUCUGGAGGCGGGAGGGAAAGGCUGGGGUCUUUCAUAUUGGAUGGCUUUCCUCUCCUCACCUCUUGUCUCUCUCCCUCUCCUUUAUGCUGUCUUCUUUCUCUUUGACUUUUUGGAGGGGGAGUUCCCUCUUCUUUUCUUCUUCAGACCCUUUAAAGGAUCUGCCUUCUCAAGGUGCCUCAUUGAAAAUACACAGGGAAAGCGCCAAAGGGAAAGUGUGUGGGGUGAAAAAGACCAUGUUUAGCUCUCACUUGGUGGUUUCCGCGACUGGGGCUGGCUGGGGUGGGGAGAGCCCACGUCUGGGCCCUUGCAGAUGUCAGUUUCUCCUUGACAGCUCUGCUCUCUUGGUUGUUUCUGUGGAAUGAGUCUUGCGUUUGGCAUUGGUGGGAUGGCCGAAGCUAGGAGACGGCGUUCGUCCUGGGCUUUGCUUGGAAUUAGUUCUGAGAUCUUGGGCGAGACAUCCCCUGGAGCCUCGGUGGCCUCCGAGCAAAUGGGGGCUGGUAUUGUUAUCAGCCACAAUCAUGGAUGGGAAGGAGCUGAGUGGUCCCCAAAACCAAACCAGAUGCUGUAGUGCUCCCACACCUGCAGCAUCUAGAGGGCGGCAGCGUUGCCCACGCCCACUGUAACCCACAUACUCACUAGUUGUGGGGCUCCGAAGACAAAGCUAGCUGAGAAAGGAGUGGACUUAAUAAGGACAGGGGCCUUAGUGUAUGUGCCUUGCUUUUGGUCAAGCCAGGCCGAGAGGUUUACAGUGGAAAGUGCCCAGCCUAGGGCCUGGCUGACAGUGGACCCAGGGGAAUUGUUUUGUUUGUUUGUUUCAUUCCGCAUCUGGAGUGAGUCAUUGCCACUUGUCAAGGUGAAAUGGCAAAUCUGGGCUUCCUGUGGUUCCAAAAGUCUGUGACUGGAAAUCCACAGGCAAGAUGGUGUUUGAAGCUUGUUCCAGGGCAGCCUUAGGUAUUCCAGAAGGGUUGAGGGAUCUCUUCCACGGGGGAAGAGGGGAAGGUUUAUAAAUAAACCUCACAUGUGUCUUCCGCAUUCGUUUUCCAAGGAGACCAUCCUUGGACUUUGGUUAGGACCCAUUCAGUGUAUCUCUCUUUGCCCAUCUUGAGUUAGAAUGGGGAGAGGAGGAAAUAAAUAGGUUCUUUUGUCUUUUUCUAUCCUCUCCCUUCCCCCAUUUCCUUCCCCCAUCCCCACUCACUCACAUGCACACAUUAACCUUGAAGCCGAUGAGACUGAGUGACUGGCACUUGGGACCACAGAGAAAUGUCAGAGUGUUUGGUUACAGACUCAAGGAAACCUCUCAUUUUAGAGUGCUCAUUUGGUUUUAAGCAAAAUUUUGGACUGUGAAUCAAGGCAUUGGGUGAAGAAAAAAAUGGCCUCGCCGGCUGACAGCUGUAUCCAGUUCACCCGCCACGCCAGUGACGUUCUUCUCAACCUUAAUCGCCUCCGGAGCCGCGACAUCUUGACGGAUGUUGUCAUAGUAGUGAGCCGGGAGCAGUUCCGAGCCCAUAAGACGGUCCUCAUGGCCUGCAGUGGCCUGUUCUACAGCAUCUUCACAGACCAGCUGAAAUGCAACCUCAGUGUGAUCAACCUGGAUCCUGAGAUCAACCCGGAGGGGUUCUGCAUCCUCCUGGACUUCAUGUACACAUCUCGGCUCAAUCUGCGGGAGGGCAACAUCAUGGCCGUGAUGGCCACAGCUAUGUACCUGCAGAUGGAGCAUGUUGUGGACACUUGCCGGAAGUUCAUCAAGGCCAGUGAAGCAGAGAUGGUCCCUGCCAUUAAGCCUCCCCGUGAAGACUUCCUGAACAGUCGGAUGCUGAUGCCCCAGGACCUCAUGGCCUAUCGGGGCCGGGAGGUGGUGGAGAACAGCCUGCCCCUGAGGAACGCCCCUGGGUGUGAGAGCAGAGCCUUCGCGCCCAGCCUGUACAAUGGCCUGUCCACGCCGCCAGCCUCGUACCCCAUGUAUGGCCACCUUCCGGUCAGCAGCUUCCUCUUCUCCGACGAGGAGCUGCGGGAUGCCCGGAUGCCUGUGGCCAACUCCUUCCCCAAGGAGCGGACCCUCCCCUGCGAGAGUGCCAGGCCAGUCCCCAGUGAGUACAGUCGGCCGGCCAUGGAGCUGUCCCCCACUGUGGGCCACAACAACGUGUACUCACCCAAGGAGGCAGCCCUGGAGGAGGCGCGGAGUGAUAUGCACUACAGUGUGGCCGAGGGCCCCAAGCCUGCUGCCCCCUCGGCCCGGAGCGCCCCGUACUUCGCCUGUGACAAGGCCGGCAAAGAGGAAGAGAGGCCCUCGUCGGAGGAUGAGAUCGCCCUGCAUUUCGAGCCGCCCAAUGCACCCCUGAACCGGAAGGGUCUGGUGAGCCCGCAGAGCCCCCAGAAGUCCGACUGCCAACCCAACUCACCCACGGAGUCCUGCAGCAGCAAGAACGCCUGCAUCCUCCAGACCUCCGGAUCCCCUCCGGCCAAAAGCCCCACUGACCCCAAAGCCUGCAACUGGAAGAAGUACAAGUUCAUCGUGCUCAACAGCCUCAACCAGAAUGCCAAACCAGAGGGGCCCGAGCAGGCCGAGCUGGGCCGCCUUUCCCCUCGAGCCUACACUGCCCCGGCAGCCUGCCAGCCGCCCAUGGAGCCCGAGACCCUUGACCUCCAGUCCCCAACCAAGCUCAGCACCAGUGGGGAGGACUCCACCAUCCCACAGGCCAGCAGGCUCAAUAACAUCGUCAACAGGUCACUGACCGGCUCCCCACGCAGCAGCAGUGAGAGCCACUCUCCGCUCUACCUGCACGCCCCCAAGUGCACGUCCUGUGGCUCUCAGUCCCCGCAGCACGCAGAGAUGUGCCUCCACGCCACUGGUCCCACGUUCCCCGAGGAGCUGGGAGAGACCCAGUCUGAGUACUCAGAUUCCAGCUGUGAGAACGGGGCCUUCUUCUGCAAUGAGUGUGACUGCCGCUUUUCUGAGGAGGCCUCCCUCAAGAGGCAUACGCUGCAGACCCACAGUGACAAACCCUACAAGUGUGACCGCUGCCAGGCCUCCUUUCGCUACAAGGGCAACCUCGCCAGCCACAAGACCGUCCACACGGGUGAGAAGCCCUAUCGCUGUAACAUCUGCGGGGCCCAGUUCAACCGGCCAGCCAACCUGAAAACCCACACCCGAAUUCACUCCGGAGAGAAGCCCUACAAGUGCGAAACGUGCGGAGCCAGAUUUGUCCAGGUGGCCCACCUCCGUGCCCACGUGCUCAUCCACACUGGCGAGAAGCCCUAUCCCUGUGAAAUCUGUGGCACCCGUUUCCGGCACCUUCAGACUCUGAAGAGCCACCUGCGAAUCCACACGGGAGAGAAACCUUACCAUUGUGAGAAAUGUAACCUGCAUUUCCGUCACAAAAGCCAGCUGCGUCUUCACUUGCGCCAGAAGCACGGUGCCAUUACCAACACCAAGGUGCAAUACCGUGUGUCCGCCACUGACCUGCCCCCGGAGCUCCCCAAAGCCUGCUGAAGCAUGGAGUGUUGAUGCUUUCCAUUCGAGCCCCUUCUCAGAAUCUACCCAAAGGAUACUGUAACACUUUACCAUGUUCAUCCCAUGAUGUAGUGCCUCUUUCAUCCACUAGUGCAAAUCAUAGCUGGGGGAGUGGGGG
Molecule: messenger RNA, 7903 nt
Organism: Lagenorhynchus albirostris (white-beaked dolphin)
Lineage: Eukaryota; Metazoa; Chordata; Mammalia; Artiodactyla; Delphinidae
Gene: BCL6
Product: BCL6 transcription repressor
Exons: 10
Coding region: 5644-7764 (706 amino acids)
Biological process (GO): regulation of immune system process; negative regulation of transcription by RNA polymerase II; regulation of cytokine production
Cellular component (GO): nucleus
Molecular function (GO): protein binding; DNA-binding transcription factor activity, RNA polymerase II-specific; RNA polymerase II cis-regulatory region sequence-specific DNA binding
Source: RefSeq, a predicted model, not a curated record